AUGAAUAUUUUGUCGUUCCAGCUAGAUGGCCCAGAUUCGCCACGGAGAGCUUUUUUAGAUAGUCUGUACGAGUUGGAAGAUCAACUCAAACCCGUGUACUUCCAGUCCAACAAGCCUAGUAGCAUUGAUCCGUUAAAGGAAAGCAGAAAAAGGUGGAACCAACAGAACACUGAGGAAGAAAUACCACGUUAUAUUGAAAAAAAUGGAAUAAAACGGUACAGAGUGCAUACGGACCCUAAAGAGAGGUAUGUUAAUGCCUUUCCUAGGCUAGCUGAAGAAUGGGGUAUUAUAAAUCCUCAAGAAGAAACGCAUGUAGGCGCUUCAGAGGGUGAUUAUAGACAGAAUAAUAAGGAACGAAUUGAAGACAGGUAUCGAUAUGUAGAUAGAAUACCAUACCAGGGUAAGUAUGAAAACAAGAGAAACGACAGACUUUCAAGAAAUGAGGAUGGAAAUAGCAGUUCUGAUGAAAGUGCUAGUUCGGAAACUCAAGAACGAGAUAUCUCAAAUAAUAAGCAGGAGAUACGCUCGCGAUACGUGGUGGAUUGGAGGCGGAACGCAGGAGGAGGGUACGGCGCGCGUUAUGCGGCGAGGCGGGAUAAGGAGCUGCUUGCGGAUGGCAUGUCCUCGUCGAGCAAACCUUGCAGUUGCCAGUCGGAACACUCCCUCGUGCCUGAGAUCUGAUUAAUUAAGAAGUUGAUUUUG
Messenger RNA from Cydia strobilella, 702 nucleotides. RefSeq lists its product as uncharacterized. The coding region runs from base 1 to 681 and encodes 226 amino acids. NCBI's taxonomy places the organism in Eukaryota, Metazoa, Arthropoda, Insecta, Lepidoptera, Tortricidae. The transcript has 2 exons. The record is from RefSeq and is a predicted model, not a curated record.